AAAUAAUCUCAUCUGUCUCGUCGCUGCCCACAUCUAGCUUUGCCGUCUCCCCUCUUGUCUCGUCGCUCUGCUCCCCGCCGCCGCCGCCUGUAGGAUCGGAGGCUACACCGGAGUUUCACGGGCACCCGUUGGCGUCGCCGUCACAGACUUCAUCUCGCGGCUCCUCCCCGUUGCUUCACAACUAUGGGUGACCGACAAUUAGUUGAGCAACAGCACAGUGUUGAUCCACAACUUCCAUCUUCUCCUCCUCCUCCAUCAAAGGAUGAUAUGGUUUCAUGUGUUAUGGCUCUGGAGGCUGCUUUACUUCCCUGUUUGCCAGCCAGAGAGCUUCAGGCAAUCGACCGUUCUCCCCACCCUUCACAUCAAAUUGAUGUGGAUAAGCAUGCAAGAGAUUUCAUGGAGGCUGCCAAGAAGCUUCAGCUUUACUUUAUCAGUCUGCAGCGCGAGGAUAAGCCAACAAAAGCUGAAAUGCUUAGAAAGGAGAUUGCUCUUAUGGAAGAUGAACUUGACAGAAAAACUGAGCUGAUUAAAAAACAAGAAAAUUUAAUUCAAGAGUGGAGAAAAGAGCUGAAAGAUCAGUUGGAGAAGCACAAUGUUGAGUUGGACAGGGUUUAGUGUAAGCUUUUUAGCUCAUGGCCUCCUUUAAAUAUUUAUUAAGGGUGGCUGUCCGUUACCCUCUCUAAUUUAUGAGGUUAUGUUGCCCUCUCCUUUUUAAUUACUAAAACGCUAAUUUGAAGACUCAUUAUUAUCUGUUAUGAAAUGAUACUUAGUACACUAAGCAAUCUUUUAUUGGUCAAUUAUGAGAUAUGGCAGCAAUCAGAAGGGUAUGGAAAAAAAUUUCUUAAAAGUUCAGGUCUCA
Molecule: messenger RNA, 859 nt
Organism: Lotus japonicus
Lineage: Eukaryota; Viridiplantae; Streptophyta; Magnoliopsida; Fabales; Fabaceae
Product: mediator of RNA polymerase II transcription subunit 28
Exons: 3
Coding region: 184-615 (143 amino acids)
Biological process (GO): regulation of DNA-templated transcription
Cellular component (GO): mediator complex
Source: RefSeq, a predicted model, not a curated record